Messenger RNA from Sardina pilchardus (European sardine), 2292 nucleotides. It is a transcript of the gene snap25a, whose product is annotated as synaptosome associated protein 25a. Bases 230 to 844 code for a protein of 204 amino acids. The record is from RefSeq and is a predicted model, not a curated record. Lineage: Eukaryota; Metazoa; Chordata; Actinopteri; Clupeiformes; Clupeidae. Gene Ontology annotation, biological process: exocytosis; synaptic vesicle fusion to presynaptic active zone membrane; synaptic vesicle priming. Gene Ontology annotation, molecular function: voltage-gated potassium channel activity; SNAP receptor activity; syntaxin-1 binding. Gene Ontology annotation, cellular component: plasma membrane; synaptobrevin 2-SNAP-25-syntaxin-1a-complexin I complex. The transcript has 8 exons.
CAGAGCUACUCUCCAUUGAAGAAGAACUGAGGAGGUAUCAAACACGCGCAGUGCCUUUGCAGCAACUCAGUCCUAACAGAAGGGGAGUGAUAUCGGUUAGUGGUUGAAUUCGCAGGCAUAUCCUCCUCCGUAGCGACGGAUCCACCGAACACGGGCUCAGGCUCUCCUGGACUCCCAGUAACACCCACUAGUCCCACUUGGAGAUCAGCUCCACCCUACAACAGCAGCCAUGGCAGAAGAUGCUGACAUGCGCAAUGAGCUGUCUGACAUGCAGCAGCGUGCCGACCAGCUGGCCGACGAGUCACUGGAGAGUACUCGUCGUAUGCUGCAGCUGGUGGAAGAGAGUAAAGAUGCAGGAAUCAGGACUUUGGUUAUGCUGGAUGAGCAAGGAGAGCAACUGGAGCGCAUCGAAGAGGGAAUGGACCAAAUCAAUAAGGACAUGAAGGAUGCAGAAAAGAAUUUGAACGAUCUAGGAAAAUUCUGUGGUCUUUGCUCCUGUCCGUGUAACAAGAUGAAGAGCGGGGCGAGCAAGGCCUGGGGCAACAACCAGGACGGCGUGGUGAACAGCCAGCCCGCCCGCGUGGUGGACGAGCGCGAACAGAUGGCCAUCAGCGGAGGCUUCAUCCGCAGGGUAACAGAUGACGCCCGAGAGAACGAGAUGGAUGAGAAUCUGGAGCAGGUGGGCGGCAUCAUCGGCAACCUGCGCCACAUGGCUCUGGACAUGGGCAACGAGAUUGACACCCAGAAUCGCCAGAUCGACAGGAUCAUGGAGAAGGCUGAUUCCAACAAAACCCGGAUUGAUGAAGCCAACCAGCGCGCCACAAAGAUGCUUGGCAGUGGCUAAGUUCCCAGACCCGGGGCUUUUACCAACAGCGCAGUUUGUCGGAAAGCGCAAACAUGCUUUUAUCAUGGUAUUAACCUUCUCGGUUUGCACACAUGCACAUAUCACCUCCCCCCAUUGUAAAUGUUGUUCUGUGUGUUGUCUGUCUGCUUUUUCAAUGAUUGUCCUCGUAAAAAUGAUUUCUUAUACUCUGUAUCAUUUUUUCCAAAGGUUGUAUAUAGUGCUAUCUUGAUGGCUCUAGCUCACUUGUGAAGUUUUUAUUCUCUUUAUCAUAUAUAUCUAUAUAUUAUAUAUCACAAAUAUAUAUAUACAUAUAUAUGAUAUGUACUCUUUGCUGGAUGAAAACUAUAUUAGGAAUGCUCUACAAGGCGUUUUUUUUCUUUUCUUUUCUUUUCCAGUAUAUCAGUAUCGUCUUAGUAAACUGUGUCAUUCCACAAAGCUACUGUCAUGAUCCUUAUUUUGAUGUUGUCAUGACAAAUUAAGGAGGGGAAAAGAUGAUCAACUUACCGAUAUGACUUCAGAAAAAGCACUUAAAAUCGAUUGCUGUCUUUGGUUCAUUAUCCUCAUCAACACACAUCAGUUACUGUUUAGACAAUGUGCAACUAGAGUCUGUAGCCGUACUAGACAUGGCAUUCCAAGUGAUGUGAAUUGUGCGUUUCUGCAUGAGCAAUGGUAGAUUUUAGUCUUAUAAAUAAAAACUUGUUUGAACAAAAAAAAUCUUGAAAAAAAUGAACACAUGGCAGUAGCGAAAAAUUGACAAACGCAUGCUCAGUAUUAGGACACAGUUGAACGUUUCCAUGUUCCUGCAAGUUUGCAAUAGUGCCACUCUUUCUGUCAAUAUUAUAUUUACAGACUGUGACCAUUGUUGUAAAAUAAUGCACAAUGAUCUUGGGGGGAUACGGUUAAGAUGAAAUAAAAUGAAAUAAAAUGUUGAGGUUGUACCGCAAAAAAAAAAAAAAACUGUUUUCUUAACGAAUAUGCAGUUCAAUGAAAGAUGUUGAAUACGUGCAGACAGGAUGGAGACUGGCUGUUUACUGUAACAUAGGUUUUGGAUGCUCUGAAAAAAAUAAAAAUAAACGUUUGCAAUGUAAAGCAAAGGUGCAUAUUUCUGAGAGACCUUACUUUUAUAAGAAGACUGUAUCCUGUUAGUUUAUUCUCCCCAUGUGGUUUGUUAUUGGUAAAAAAUACAUCUAUAAUAAUCUGUAACAAAAAAUCAAACAAAGGGUUUUUGUUGCUUCUGUACUUAGAGCUAUGCACACCAAAUCGCUGAAAUGUUGAAUAGUUGGUAUAAGAAGACAAAUACAUACCUUACCUGGAUGACACAUAGGUUAAGCUGUGAGAUUGAUGUCUUCGACGCAUGUAAUAUUAAACCUCCCUCUGUAUCCUGUCAGUCUGUGAAAGUGGUUGACAUUUUGUAGGUAGCUGAAUUGAUUAAAAGUAAUAAACCCCUA